CCUGCCUCUCCGCUGGGUGUCAGUCGGGAGGCGGACCACAGGAAACGCUCGAGGAAAAACCGAGUCCGACUGAAUGAGAGAAUCAGUCACAAUUCUGCAACUGCUGCAGACGGCUAGUGGAACUCGGGAAGGAGGGAGGGAGGCAAGCUGGAACUACACUAGCUAUAAAUAGACAACAACAGGACUUGUAUGUAGAGCGCUGAUGUUGACACAGUUGAAACAACAGCGUUUAUAUUAAUACUUUUAAGUCCGGAUAUUUGUGUGGAGAUUUACCCCGUUCUUGCUCAGUGAUGUUGGAAAGCAGCGUCAAGGUGCUGAAAGAAGGUCUGAUGGAGAAAAGGAGCGAUGGUUUGCUUCAGCUGUGGAAGAAGAAGCGCUGCUUUCUAACGGAAGAGGGGCUUCUCCUUCACCCACCGAAACAGCACGACCAGCAGCAGCACCAGAACCGUCACCAAAUCACGGCCAGCGAGCCCGGCAAGAUCAAAGAACUGCUCUUUUCCAACAUGAAGACGGUGGAUUGCGUCGAGAGGAAGGGCAAAUACGUUUAUUUCACAGUGGUGAUGGCAGAGGGCAAAGAGAUUGAUUUUAGAUGCCCCCAAGAAGAAGGCUGGAAUGCCGAAAUCACUUUGCAAAUGGUACAGUAUAAGAACAGACAGGCUAUCCUGGCAGUGAAAUCGACCAGACAAAAACAGCAGCACCUGAUAGUAGCACACGGGCACAACAUCAUCAAGAACUCUCUAGCGUGAUGCACACAGGCAGCAAGCUGGGGCUGGAGCCCCGAGAACGGCGGUUACGAACGGGGCACAUUCAGCCAGUGGAAGGAUUCAUGCAGCUUGAUUUUUUUGUCUUCUGUUGAUCGAUGGACUGAGAACAAGUCACCAUAAAUUCGAACUGAAAAACUGGUAAUUCAUUUGAGAUGGAAUCAACAUUGUGGAAUAAGACAUCCGUUUUCACAAAGCGUGCCGUUUUAUAGACUAUAAACUAAUUUAUGAGAACUACGAUUUGAAAUAUUCACACUCAGCAUGGAACGAAUCGCGACAUUGUAUUUUAAUGUAUUGUAUUUAUUAGUUAAUUAUUACUUGCUAUACUAUGUAUGACAUUGAAUGUAAGAACGCAGUCUGCUAAUGGAAGUAUAUUGUUCUGCUCUCGCCGAAUCCACUUGAAAGCUAUCCUUACCGGCUGGCUAAAUUUGAAGGAUGAGACUAAAAAUGUAUAUGGCAGUAUGGCACAAGUUUAAACCGUUAGUGUAUUAUUAAAUGUUUAAGAUCAGCUAUACUAUGCUGCACGUUACGCGUUUCCUGUAAAACAAACAGUCGACAAAUACACAGUACCAUUUCUCCUAAGCAAUUAUACAGUUCUUUCUCAAGGACAUGAAUGUUUAUACUCACUAAUAACCUGAGCUGGUUACUAAAGUAACAUUGUUCAGAAUUAACCAAAAUGUAACGCGUAGGAAA
This is a messenger RNA of Acipenser ruthenus (sterlet), 1454 nucleotides long. RefSeq names its product pleckstrin homology-like domain family A member 1. The transcript has 2 exons. Gene Ontology annotation, molecular function: phosphatidylinositol phosphate binding. The record is from RefSeq and is a predicted model, not a curated record. Lineage: Eukaryota; Metazoa; Chordata; Actinopteri; Acipenseriformes; Acipenseridae. Gene Ontology annotation, biological process: positive regulation of apoptotic process. The coding region runs from base 291 to 746 and encodes 151 amino acids.